AAGUGUGAGUAUAACUAUUACAUAUCGAUCUUGCGGUAUCGCCUUACGGCACGGCGUCGAAAUUUCUCGAUUCACGCAGAAACGAAGUUUCUAGAAAUUGAAACAGCAGUUUGGCGAGUUCAUAUUCAUUUCAACAUGGCCGAUCAUGAAAUUACUAAGAAAAUCAGCGAAUCUUACAACGACCUCGUUUUGAGCUGUGAUUUUGUCUGUAACGUCAACGAGCCCGACCUGACAGAGGAAGAGAGAGUAAUAGUAAAAAAACUUCACCCUGAAACUAUGAAGAGGUAUCACGGGUCUGGAUUGGCGAUCCCAUCACAUGUGCAGGGAUGUAAAAUUCUUGAUGUCGGGUCCGGUUCUGGCAGCCUCGUCUUCAUUCUCAGCAAGCUAGUUGGUCCAAAGGGCCACGUGACAGGGGUUGAUAUCGCCUCUAAUAUGACUGACAUCAGCAGAAAAUACAGGAAGUACCACUGCGACCUUUGGGGUUUGUCGCAGCCAAACAUCGAGUUUCACUGCGGCAAUGCGGAACGGCUGAAAGAAGACUUUGGCUUUAAAGAUAACAGUUUUGAUAUCAUCGUGUCAAAUGGUGUACUCUGUCUAUGCCCUAACAAAGAAAAGGUGCUUGCUUCUAUUCAUAGCACCCUGAAGGAAGGUGGCGAAUUUUACCUGAAUGAUGUAUAUAUGCCAGCAAACAAGCCCCAGAAGAGUAUAAGGUUGAUUUUAUGUUUUGGUGUAGGUACAAACCUAGUGUCCAACCACACAAACACUCAGAGGUAA
Gigantopelta aegis is the source of this 774-nucleotide messenger RNA. RefSeq names its product arsenite methyltransferase-like. NCBI's taxonomy places the organism in Eukaryota, Metazoa, Mollusca, Gastropoda, Neomphalida, Peltospiridae. The transcript is spliced from 6 exons. Gene Ontology annotation, molecular function: methyltransferase activity. The record is from RefSeq and is a predicted model, not a curated record. Bases 136 to 774 code for a protein of 212 amino acids.